AAGAGUCUAAAUCUGGAAAAACCUGAGGGGAGAAGUAAAAUCCUCCUUGAUUAAAUAAUCAUAUUGAAAGCUCUCCACUAGCUGAGACAGAGCAGAUGAGUACUGCAGAGCAUAACUUUCUGAUUCCUGAGGAUCAUUGCAUUGUAGGCAGCUGUUUUGUUGAUGUCCAGAGGCUGCAGGUCUCAGCCCUUGCUGCCAGUUUCCCUAAAAGCAGGGCAACUUUCUGGCAACAGGCCCAAAUUCCAGGUUGAUUCAGCAGCUCAGUGACAGUUAUAACUCAGAGUUAUCUUCUCUCUUUUAGUUCCUGAUCCCACGUGCCUGCUCCAGUGAUGCUUUGUACCAUAGAGGGCUUUCCUAGCAUGAAGUGGAGCUUUGGAUGCUCUUUCCAGCUGGCUGGGAAGGAGUCAGGCCUCAGCACAGCAAGACCCUGGCUCUCAGCUGACUGAAGAGAGACAUGCCUGGUGCUGUUGGUCCGGAGCUGCUGGGGGUCCAGUAAGCCUCAGCUUGGUUAGAUUGCAGAGUUUGGGCUCAAGGCUGUUCCAAGGCUCUGGCUGCAUGAUGUGGCUCUUGGGAGAACUUUGUCCAAGAGUGGGGAGGUGGUGAUCAGUGCUCGUAGUCAUCAAAGACUUUGAGGGAGUUCUCCCUGUCUGUGCUUCUGGGGGGGGGAGCUUUUUGCAGCACGCUUCCCACCUCUGCUUCCUGACCCAGGUCACAGCCAUAGCCUGGGUGCAGCCACAGCACCUGGGAGCCCCCAGCAUCUGUUGGGAAAAGGAGGGAAAAUGAGGCUGAAAGCAGAGGAGUCACUGUGACAGCUUCCCACUGCUGGCUCUUAGCUUGCCUCUCACAGCAGUAUCCAAGUGUCUCGGUGUUUGGGGUCUUUACCCCUAUGGUUUCCAAUGGGAAAGCUUUUGUCCCUUCUGGGAGCGGGGGAAAUGAAGGUGCUGGAUGGUCUGUGCUGUGCCUAGGGUGGUGCUCCUGGGCACUGCCUCCUCCAGCACAGCCAGAGUGGCCUGGCUCUAGAAGCUGCCUGGCACCAGCAGGAAGGAGCAGGAUGCUUUGCAGGCAGCAGUUGUUGCCCAGGCCGCUGCCAAGCAUGAAGAACAGCUGCCAGGUGUCUGGGAAGUCGCUGUGUGCUGAGGGCUGAGUGUGUGCCCAGCAGGGGUCCCCACUGGGAGGUGGCCCUGUGCCCAAGAGGAGCCGAUCCCGAGUUGUUAGCAAGGGUUCAGUUUUACCACUGCAUUGAUAACUCAGGUGUGUGGAGCUCUGCUCUUUGACCAGGGAGCACCUUCUUAUCAGAGGUUCACUCCAAAUCUGGGCUCUGUACUUUUAUCAUACUACACAGGCUCAAUAGAGGUGCUUCAGCAAACAACAGCAAAAAGUUUUAACGUAUUUUUUCCAUUUGCAGCUCUUCCCACAGGUUUCUUCCUGGCUUUGCUUUGGCAUUCCGCUUAUUGGACUUGGUUUUGAGACUAUCCUUCCACUUCCCAUUCAGGUUGUGCUGCAGGUUCAGGAGAACAUGUGCUCAGUUGUGCUGGUCAUGCUGGCUUGGCUGUUCCUCCCAGGUAUUGAUGUUAAGUCUGCUGGGCAGUCCCAGGGAGAGGGUGGCCACGCAGGCCCUGGAGACAUUCGGAGACAUCAGAGGGGACGUGCAGAACACCGGAGACACACUAUUGCCAAUGGUGUGGACUUUGGCAUGCUGAAGCAUAUGAAGGAGCUGGAACAGGAGAAGGAUUUCCUUCUUCAGGGUCUGGAGAUGGUUGAGCGUGCCCGUGAGUGGUACCACCAGCACAUCCACUUCAUGCAAGAACGCCAGAGGCUUUUGGGGAAAAACAAAACCAGCACUGACUUCCUUCCUGAUGGCAGCCAGAGCCACCUGGGACGACUGAUCCCAAAGCUGCAGGAGGUGAACCGCUGCCUGGGUGACCUCUUGUCAGCUGUGGGCAAGCCAGGGAACUCCACCUCAGCGCUGAGCAGGCUGACCCCCACUGCCCCUGCAGUGUCCCCAGCCUCAGCAGGCUCCCAGCAAGCCAUCAACAUGCUGAAGGAGCAAAACCGGCUUCUCACGAAGGAAGUGACUGACAAGAGUGAACGCAUCACCCAGCUGGAACAGGAGAAAUCUGCUUUGAUCAAGCAGCUCUUUGAGGUGUUCAUCUCGAGGCCUGUGGAGGCCUGGAACUGCCCGUGGUGUUUCUGUGGGAAGAAGCUGAGGACAGUGCUUCCCUGAUCUGCUUGGGCAGGCCUCGGGAGUCCCCUCCCUGCCAUGCUGCUGCACAUGACUGGCAGUGCUGCUCACAAGCUGCUCCUGUUCAAAACUGACUGCAGUUGACUGCUCCCCCACCUUCUAACCCCCAGUGUGUCGAGUGGAAACAGUUGCUGCCCUUACUGUGUGAAUGGGGAGAGCUGCUGUACCCUAGGCCUCACCUAGGCUGAAUUCUGGCUGCUUUUAGAAAAAGAUACUGCAUCUUUAACAUUCCAUCUGGCAUUCCCAGGCAAGCCUGGCCACUGAAGGGCAUCCUGUCUGCUGCUUGUCCCUCUGUCAGAGAACAGGAUUGAAAAUCUGUAACGGGGGCGUGCCUAGUUCCUCCCUGCUGCCUGUGUUCUGCCCGCUAGUCGAACCAAACUGGGCUAGAGCAAUGCCUGAGCUGGUGCUCCUCCUGGGAUAACCCUUUCCAGUUUGCUGUAGUGAUGCCAUAGUCGCUGUUUACACGUUUGCAGGCUCCUGUAGUUAUUGAGCCAUAGACCUGGAUCAGGUAACCUGCACCUCUGAGCUGCUCUCUCAGGCUGUUUGCAGAUUGAGGCAGAUACCUCUACCUCUCUUUAUCUUCCUGAACUGGCAAACAUUUCCUUGUGACUGCCAGACCUAUAUUUUUUCUUGAUGACUUUAAAAGGAGAGUUUAUGUCUUGCAGCAUGAGCCUGAUUUCACAGUGGGGCUUUAGGACUCAUUUUCUUGUUUAACUGAAUGUGGGUGAUGGAGAAGAGGCUGAUGGUCUCUUUCUUUUGCACAUCUCCUAGUGGAGAAAUGGCAGCUUUGCGUGGUGGUGUAAGCAUGGGUCAUGUUAGACUGAUGUGUCUCAGGAUACCUUCUCCUUUCCAUGCAACUCAGUGAUGGGGCUUGACCUGAGCAAUGUUUUCCAGUGUGGCUUGGUACUUGUUGUUGGUACAUUUGUAGGUGAUCGGUAUGAAUCCCCACCUAGCACAGCCCUGGCCUUUCUCCUCAGCAUUGUUUCGUGUUCAGACUCCUGGCACAGUGUUGUAGCACAACACACUGGCAAAAAGUGUUGGCCUGCCCUGCUGUGCCAGCUUCAGCUGUGUUAGGCUGGGAACCGUGCAGACCAACUCCUUGCCCACUCCUGAGAAGAUCCUUUUACCCAUCCAGUGUGGUUUGUCUCACCCAACUUUCUGAGCCUGACCUUGACCUAAAGCUCACUGCAUGACGUUCAGUCCCUGCUCUUUUCUUGCACCUGCAGCCAGAGUGGGGAUCAGCAGAACGCGAAGGAGAGGGAGGAAGAGCAAGGCCAAGGGAGUCAUUGCUUAUCUGCAGGAGUAGGGUGUUAGUUAUCCCCUGGGCAUCAGUGCCUGCCAGCCCUGUCCUGAUGCCACCUCUGGUGUCUGGUACCUGUUUUACCUGAGGCUUAACAAAAAGUGACUCUCCUCGUAACAUGUCUUUAGGGAUAAUAAAGUGGGGUGAUCUAUUUAAUUUA
Messenger RNA from Meleagris gallopavo (turkey), 3702 nucleotides. NCBI's taxonomy places the organism in Eukaryota, Metazoa, Chordata, Aves, Galliformes, Phasianidae. The record is from RefSeq and is a predicted model, not a curated record.